GCCCGGCGCAUGCGCGGCGGCGGCGGACGCGGCGCGUGGCAGGAAGCGGAAGGGGGCGGCGGCGCUCGGAGCCUGACGUGUCCCUCCCGCCGCGGCCGCCGCUCGCUGCUGCUCGCCCGGCGCCGCCAUGGGCAUAAAAUUUCUUGAAGUGAUCAAGCCCUUCUGUGUUAUCUUGCCUGAAAUUCAAAAGCCAGAACGGAAGAUUCAGUUUAAGGAAAAGGUACUAUGGACAGCUAUCACACUCUUCAUCUUCUUAGUAUGCUGCCAGAUUCCCUUGUUUGGCAUUAUGUCAUCAGACUCUGCAGAUCCUUUCUACUGGAUGAGAGUGAUUUUGGCAUCAAAUAGAGGAACAUUGAUGGAGCUGGGCAUUUCACCCAUUGUCACCUCAGGGCUCAUCAUGCAACUCUUGGCAGGUGCUAAGAUAAUUGAGGUUGGUGACACCCCAAAGGACAGAGCUCUCUUCAAUGGAGCUCAGAAAUUGUUUGGAAUGAUCAUUACCAUUGGACAGUCCAUUGUGUAUGUAAUGACUGGAAUGUACGGAGACCCAUCUGAGAUGGGUGCUGGUAUCUGCUUGCUUAUCACAAUCCAGCUUUUUGUUGCUGGUUUGAUAGUUCUGCUCUUGGAUGAGCUGCUUCAGAAAGGAUAUGGUCUUGGUUCUGGCAUCUCUCUCUUCAUUGCUACCAAUAUUUGUGAGACCAUUGUGUGGAAAGCAUUCAGCCCCACCACAGUGAACACUGGGCGAGGCAUGGAGUUUGAGGGAGCCAUCAUUGCUCUGUUCCAUCUUCUGGCUACUCGCACAGACAAAGUCCGAGCUCUUCGUGAGGCCUUUUACCGUCAGAACCUUCCCAACCUCAUGAAUCUGAUUGCCACCAUCUUUGUCUUUGCAAUUGUCAUUUACUUCCAGGGCUUCAGAGUGGAUCUUCCUAUCAAAUCUGCUCGCUACCGGGGCCAGUACAACACCUACCCCAUCAAGUUGUUCUACACUUCCAACAUUCCCAUUAUUCUCCAGUCUGCCCUGGUGUCAAACCUGUAUGUCAUCUCCCAGAUGCUUUCUGCCCGCUUCAGUGGCAACUUGCUGGUCAGCCUGCUGGGCACCUGGUCUGACACAUCAUCUGGAGGCCCUGCUCGUGCUUAUCCAGUUGGUGGACUCUGUUACUACCUGUCACCUCCAGAGUCCUUUUCUUCGGUGUUGGAAGACCCUGUACAUGCAGUUGUUUAUAUUGUAUUUAUGCUGGGCUCCUGUGCUUUCUUCUCUAAGACAUGGAUUGAAGUCUCUGGCUCCUCUGCCAAAGAUGUUGCCAAGCAAUUGAAAGAACAGCAAAUGGUAAUGCGAGGUCACAGAGAAACUUCAAUGGUACAUGAACUCAACAGGUACAUCCCUACAGCUGCUGCCUUUGGUGGGCUCUGUAUCGGUGCCCUCUCUGUGCUGGCAGACUUCCUUGGAGCAAUUGGCUCUGGAACUGGAAUUCUGCUCGCUGUCACCAUCAUUUAUCAGUACUUUGAAAUUUUUGUAAAGGAACAGAGUGAAGUUGGCAGUAUGGGAGCUCUUCUUUUCUAAACCUAGUUUCUCAUGGACCCAGGAAAGAGAGGAGGGACAUUCUCAAAGUGUAGCCAGUCAGGGGAAAAGAAGUAUCAUAAACUUGAUAGUGUCAUUCUAUAGAAACACAUAUUUUAAUAAUGUUUCCAAAGCACAUUCCCUUAUGUUCAAACUUUUCUAGCAUACAGUUUUGCAUUUUAUAAAUUGAUGAGGAAGAUGUGCAAAAAAUUUUUUUAAGAAAAUUGUUUUUUAAUUAUGUGUUAGGAGAGUCAGCUUUCUGACUUGGAUUUAGUUCAAUGACUCCUGAAAAUUUUUUGAGCCCCUUUCACAUUUAGUAACCUGAAGCCUUUACAGGUUUUAAUUAAUAUUUGUUAAAUGAAUAUUUGGAAGGGAUUUUUUUUCCAUUUAACUUGUUUUUGCAGCUCCUUUGCAGUAAUGGUGAAAAAAAUCUCUCCAUCUGAUGCUCAAGUUCCAUAAUUACGGUUGUAAGCACAAAUGGUGUUUCAUGUGUUAGGGGUUUUUUUCCAGUGUGGCAGAUUUGAAAGGCAGUUUUUUCUUUUUACUACAAUACAAUAUCUAUAAUUCCAAAUGUUUUGUCUUGUAAUUACUACACUAGACUUUGUCAGCUGUUGAGUGUUGGCUUGAGACUGUUUUCAAGUUUCUGUGUAAGAAAGGAAUGUGUCCUUUCCCACCACCUCUCCUCCACAAGCAGAAAACUCAGGUAAAUCUAGAUUCUGCCAGAACCUGUGCCUAAGAGUUGCUACUUUGAAACUUGGUUAAACCGACUUUGUAAAGCCUUCUGAUUAGUCUUUAUUGCCAUUCGUGGCUGUGCUUCUAGUUCUGAUGCCAGCUGAAGGAAUGAGUGUUAUGGCUGCUUAGAUGCAAAUCUGCUUGUGCUCCUUGCUAGAGUGAAGUUUCUCUCCUUGAUAAUGCAUUCUGGUCUCGUAGCAAUCAGGAUGUUAUCUGAUUACUCAUAUCUAGUGAAUUUUGAGUCUCAUUACCACAAAAGAGUGGAAAGAAUGGAUGCUGCUUGUCUGUUUCUGUAGAUCUAGAUACGAAACCCUUGUCAGAUAAUUCCACUAAGGGGCUUAUGUAGAAGGCUUUUCCAUCCUGUAAUCUCAUGGAUUUGAGUGGUACAUAGGAAAGUACUCUUUCAGAAGGUAUUGGGAUUCCUUUUUUGAACAUCACACCCUCAAAAUGGAGAGUUUACAGUUAAGGCUGUAAUGGACCAGAAUAAAACUUAAUUUUCCAUUUUAAUUUAGGUUGUCAGUACUAAUCAGGUGCCUAGGACCAAAUGCAAAUAUUAUAUAGUGUAUGAGUCUUGUAAAUACACUUCUCCUCAAUCAGUAUUGGACAACAUGGAAACCAGAAGGAGGAGUUGUGGCUGCUGGAACUUUUCUUUACACUGCAUCAACAUGCCUUCUGUGCAUUUUGCAUGUUGGGCAGACAGUCUGUGAGUCACUGUUCCUGCUGGAGUGGUGGGACUCUGUUACACACCCAAGGAGCACAGAUGACAUCCAGAAACCCUUGUUAAUACCCUGAGCUCAGAUACCAAACACGUGGGAAAUCUGCAAAAGUGGAAUGAGAUGCACCUGUCAAUGAAAGUCAAAUGCCUGGGAUGAGGAUCACAAUUGGAAAAGGAAUAAAAGAAUUGGAAUGAAGUAUCCAUGAAAUGGUCACUGUCAGCCAUUCACUAUGAUGUCGCGUUAUGUUCAAUAAUUUUUCUGGUUUUUAUGAAGUACUAAUGCACCACAACACAACUGUGAUGUGAAAUGGGGACAGUUAAAAAGUGGCAUUAUAAGGAGAGGGAAAGGGUUCUGAUACAAUUCUGCUUUGGGGAUUUUUUUGUUGUUGUUUUUCCAGGAAGCCCAAUACAAACUUUAUUUUACUAUAAAGGACUCCACUUCUGUGCAUGCUGCUCUGGCUGGGCUGGAGCUGUUCUUGUCAUUUUGGCCAUAUCUGUUUGGGCUGGUUGCAGUUUAGUCCAUUUGCUCUUUGGUAUCUAAGCAGCACUUGUUCUGUGCAUCUGUAUUUUUGUGGUCUAGUGGUGAAUCUUUGUUAUCAAACAGCUGUGUCCUCAAAGCAGAACCUGCUGGCCAUACAAUGGAUGUUCACAAAAAGAAAUAAUGCCUAUAAAAUCUGCUUUAUAAUGAAAUAAAGUACAUCUUUGGAGCUAGUGCUUGGCUUUUGGUGCUUGGAUACUGUUAAAUUUUAACACUUGUAGAAUAAGGGUACCCACCUAUGAGACUGACAAAAAGUGGUACCCUCAAAACUCCUGAUCAGCGUGUCAGUGUGAAAUAAAGACAAUUUGUAUUUGC
Molecule: messenger RNA, 3855 nt
Organism: Motacilla alba alba
Lineage: Eukaryota; Metazoa; Chordata; Aves; Passeriformes; Motacillidae
Gene: SEC61A1
Product: SEC61 translocon subunit alpha 1
Exons: 12
Coding region: 128-1558 (476 amino acids)
Biological process (GO): post-translational protein targeting to membrane, translocation; SRP-dependent cotranslational protein targeting to membrane, translocation
Cellular component (GO): Sec61 translocon complex; membrane
Molecular function (GO): transmembrane protein transporter activity; signal sequence receptor activity; ribosome binding
Source: RefSeq, a predicted model, not a curated record